AUGCUUACAUCACAUCUACCAUGGGAAUCUGCAUACUUAGGGUCUCAUUGUAGCAAUGUUAAAAGAUUUGAUAUUGCUCAAAGGUUUUUGUAUGAUGAUAACAACAAUGGGAGGGGAAUUGGAGAUAAAAGUGAUGACAACCAUAAUAAUGCUGAUAAGCACGGUCUAUUUGUAGAUGAAGAUGGUUAUGAAGUGGGUUUCGAAUACAAAGUUCAUGAUCUCGAUGUCAAAUGGAGCAAAAUUGAGCUACAUGUUGGAGAGAUAUACGAGCCUCUGUCACAGUUAAGGUUUGCACUUACUAACUACAUUGUAGCAAAUGGGUGCCAACUAUGGUUUGUGAAAUUUAACAUAGUUUGUGUUAUUUCCAAGUGUGGUAGAAAAGAAGACAAAAAACCAUGUCCUUUCAAAGUGUAUGGUGCAUGGAUGUAG
Molecule: messenger RNA, 429 nt
Organism: Lactuca saligna
Lineage: Eukaryota; Viridiplantae; Streptophyta; Magnoliopsida; Asterales; Asteraceae
Source: the annotation of a GenBank genome assembly